AUGCCUCUCGAUUCGCUCCCCGUAGGCCCCCCGAUUCACGCCCCGCAAGGCCUCCACGACCCCUUGAUUCAAGCCUCGUAUAGCCUGUCGCCAGGUAGUUUGUCACUGUCAUGCCGUCCGUACGCAUCCCGCAGCCAGCAUGCACCCCGCCACCCAUCGCACUCCACAGCCCAUACGCUCCCGGUCGCUCGUGCGCACUCUGCCGCCCGUCGCCAGAUCCCCACCACCCGUACGCACUCCGCUGCCCGUCGCCAGAUCCCCGCUACCUGUAAGCCCCCUCCGUCCCGCACCCCGCACCCUGCCCAAACCCAUCUCUGCGUCGUCCCGUCACGUCCCAUCCCGUUCCUGCACCGUCCCAUCCCGUCCCCUCCCCACCCCGUCCCUCCCUCGUCGCCCCCACUCUUCCGAGCCUUCCUCUGCCGUAUUGGGCGGUGGUGGGUGUGGUUGAUAGUGGGGGGCAUGGCGGCUUGCUGCCACCAUGCUGCGCUCGCUGCUACCGCGCCUACAGCUGCCGCCGCCCUUCCUCGCCUCCUACCCGUCUCCUGCCUUACCUGCCCACCGAGAAUGGAGGUGGCGGCCAGUGGGAGAUGGGGAAGGGGGGGGCGGCGGCAGGAAUGGAGCGUUGAUGCCGUGCAUGACGCGGCUGGCCUGGCCUGCCAUUGCGACUAA
Molecule: messenger RNA, 669 nt
Organism: Closterium sp. Naga37s-1
Lineage: Eukaryota; Viridiplantae; Streptophyta; Zygnematophyceae; Desmidiales; Closteriaceae
Source: the annotation of a GenBank genome assembly